Molecule: messenger RNA, 5955 nt
Organism: Diabrotica balteata
Lineage: Eukaryota; Metazoa; Arthropoda; Insecta; Coleoptera; Chrysomelidae
Source: the annotation of a GenBank genome assembly
GAUAAAUCCAUUUAAAAUCCUGCUUUAUUUUGACAGAUUGAAAGGAGGAGUAAAUGAAAAACAAAAACAUUGCAAAAUUUUAAAAAUGUAAUAUUGAUAUAUUAUUGUGUUCAUUUUAUACGAACUUUAAAAUUUAGGGGCUGUUAAGGGGUCUACGUAAGUUUAAGAUAAUUUAGUUAAGUAUGUUAUGAAAUGUUGGAUAAUUUUAAAGAAAUUGGGAUACCCAAAAAAUAUUUAAGAAAAACCAAUAAAGAAGAUAGAUUUUCUGCUGUUGUUAGUAAAUUAUGGAUUAAACAUCUAAUCAAGCACUCGAAGCUAACGGAAUUUAUAGAAAAACCAAAUUUCCAAGCAUGGCCUGUAACAGAAGAAGAUGUAGGUCCAUCAUGGAUAAAAGUAUUGAUCUCAUGUCUGCCAAAAAGGGAGUGCAAAGUGUUUCCCCUCCCAAAGGUUCGCUCAUCAAAAGAUGACGCCCCUUUUCUCUUUUCCCAAUUAAUGCAAUACAUAAGCCAAACCAAUUACAAUAAUCUCUGGAAGAAAGCUCAUAAGAAAUACAUGUCAACAGAUUCACACAGAGAAACUAAGAUCACCUUAACAGAUUACAAUUUAGUGCUGAGAGAAAUAAUUACUAGAAUAUAUGGGUGUCCUAUUAUUAACUCGUAUGAUGAAAGCCUAAAUGUUGGCCAGUCUGCUCAAUUCGAUGUGCAUCUGAAUAUUUAUCCAGCAGUGUGUGCUGUUGAAACCCCAAAAGCAAUCUUCUUAUUCCACCUACCUUACAUGGAAUACAAUAUUAGUGACUGUCUUACAUUUUCACCUGCAAUAUUAGAAAAAAGCCAUACAAAAUCACUAUUUAUCAUAUAUCAAAUACUUAAUGUUUUAAAAUCUCUACACGAAAGAAGCUUAACUCUUGGAGAAAUUACUUUGAAAGAUAUAUUCAUAAGUGAGGAUAUGUGGGUAUAUGUUUUUCCUCAGGUUACCUCAAAUUUUUUUACUAGUGAUUCUUCAACAAUCAAGUCGAAUUAUGAAUGUACCAAUGCUCCUAUCAGUAAUGACUACCAGUAUUUCAGUUCUCACUUGUAUGAUAAAGUUCAGUUAAAAAAUGAAAGCCUGGGUGAACUGUGUCAAUUGUGGAUUAAUGGAUGGAUUUCAAAUUUUACUUACAUAUCAGCAUUAAACAAACUUUCAGGGAGAGUGAUAGGAGAUCCCAACUGUCACUAUGUAUUUCCGUGGGUAACUGAUUUUUCAUCAACUUGUGGCAAAAACUGGAGAGAUCUCAAAAAGUCCAAAUACAGGUUAAAUAAAGGCGACCACCAGCUUGAUCUUACUUAUGACAAUAGCCAAUCUCAAAUUCCUCAUCAUGUUUCUGACGUCCUUUCCCCUAUUACUUACUAUGUUUAUAUGGCGAGAACAACACCCAAAUCUGUACUGUGUAAGAAUGUUAGAACCAUUUGGGUACCAGCAGAGUAUCCAAGCUCUAUCCAAAGAAUACAGGAAUGGACACCUGACGAGUGUAUUCCUGAGUUUUAUACUGAUCCCAGUGUCUUUAGAAGUAUUCAUGAUGACUUGGACGACUUAGCUGUACCGUCUUGGGCUUCUGAUCCAGAAGAAUUUAUAGAAAUCCAUAGAAAGGCAUUGGAAAGUCCUAAUGUUUCUGAAAAAUUGCACUACUGGAUUGAUCUAACAUUUGGUUAUAAACUAAGUGGUCAUCCAGCAGUUCGGGCUAGAAACGUUUGUCUGAAUUUGGCUGACGAUCAUGAAAAUUUGACGAAAUCAGGAUUGGUUCAGUUGUUUACGCAUCCUCACCCUCUUAAAGCCGUCGAUUCACCGUAUUUCGGAAAAACACCACCAAAGAUAUUUAUCGGAAAGUUAGUUAAACCGAGAUCCAGAGGGCGCAGCAAUUCAUCCAUCCAGGAGCCUAUUACCAGCGAUGAAGAAAGAUUUUCAUAUGAGCUCCCAAGCAGAAUACUCUCACGUAGCCGUUCCUCAUUGUAUGAAGAACCUCCUAGAUCUACCAGAAGUUCCAGUACACAACGGUGUGAAAUUAAUAAUGCUAAUAGAGUAUCGGAACAGGCUCAAGGAGCCAUUUCUGACGUAAUUUAUUUACCAAAGGAUUAUAAACCAGAAUUCUUGUUGGAUUCUCUUGAAAAGAGGGACCAUUUUUUUUCUAAAACGUUCUGUCGCAAUUAUACUGAUAACAUUCCAAAUGUUAAACCAGAUGCUCAAUAUGCGCUCGUUCAAAACGCUUUUACCAAUAUGAUUUUUAGUGAAAAUUUGGAUGACAGAAGUAGACAGAGAUCUCCGAAACUUUUACAACCAUACCAAAAACUCAACCAAAGUGAUUGUAUCGUUACCUGCAAUUAUAUAGAUAUUAUUUCCUCUAGACGAAUUAAGGAACUAAAAGUAUUAGGCUGUCUUAUUUUAGAAGUAUUUAUGGCUAAACAGUUGCGUCCAGUGGGUUCUAUAGGUUCCAACAUUAAUUUAGAUAAUCGCCUAGCGUACUGUCUGUCGAUAUUUAGUAGAUGUGAUAUACCCCCUUGUAUUUCGUACAUUGUCAAUUUGCUGUUACAACCUGAAAAAGAAGAAUACUCAGCUGUAACUGAUAUGGGGCUACCUCCGCCCAGUGCGUCUCUACUUUUAGAACCGCUCAUGCAUUGCACAGUUCCAUUCUCCAAGCAUUUUCCAUACCUAUACGAACUUCUCCGAAACCUUAAAGAAUUUAAAAGCGUCGCUAUAGAACUCAAUAUCUUGUACCAUUUCGACUGCGACGGUCAUAUGUGUUCUGAAUAUGAAAAUAUAGAGAAAACCAAAAUACUUUUUGCUCAAAAUAUAGCAGAAUGUAAAGUAAAGAUGUGCGCCAAACAACUAGAUCUACUAUUAGAUGAAAUAGAUACCAACACUGAUAAUGAAAUUGUUAAUAUUAUAUUACCACAUAUAAAAGAACUUAUCGAAGAUCCCCCUACGUCUGUUUUGGCUGCUUGGUAUCUCUUUGAACCUAUCUCAAGAGUUUUAGGCCCACAAAAAACAUCAAAAUAUCUGUUGGAACCGAUUUUAAAGCUAUACGAAAACGAAUGUGUCGAUACACAUUUACCAUAUAUAAAGAAGAUUGCUAAACUAUAUCACCACAGUUUCUUGUUGUGUUUGAUGGUAAGAUUGGGAUUAAAAACAUUCUUAGAAAAUUUUGUGGUUCCAUUAGUAGAAGCAGUGGGAGGUUAUAAAGAUUAUGAUCUAGUGGAGUUUGUUCUACACAACCACAUUGAAAAGAUCGUUAAAAGAGGUUCUCACUUAAAAACCAUAGAGUCCGAGCAGAUGGAUAUCAGCGGGAGCGAUGAUUCUGGUUCUAAUGAUAAACAUAGCAAAGGAUUGACAGAAAGUUUUAUAGUUAAUGAAGAAAUAUUUGAAAUCGAAGAGGAGAAGAAUGACGAGGAUCAGAUGAAAUUUCUAAUGGAACAUCUUCAGUUGAAUGUUUCGUCAGAAUUACCGUUUAAUCAUUCAUCUGCCGAAGAAGCCGUAGAGAGUACGGAAGAUAACGUGAAUUUAGUACUUCACCUUGAGGAUGAAAUAAAUGAUUCUCCAGAAGCUUUAAAAUCUCCCACAAUUCCAAUACCUCAAAGUCAGCACAAUCAUGUCAACAAUAUUACUUGUGAAGUAGGUAGUAAAAAAAGCGAAAAUGAGUUCACGGAACAGUCAGUGACACCCAAUUUCCAGAAAUUCGAAUCUCAGAAAAAUAAAAGUAGUACGAAAAUAUCAGAUAUGAGCGCAGAUAGUUUGGUAUGGCUUUCUCAUCGAUUGGGACCAUUGCUGACUGCGAAGUAUCUAUCCAGAAAUCUGUUGAAGAUGCUUGCGCUUUGCUACAUUGGUAAAGACAACAUAUCCCCCUUUGUACCUGAAAAUGUUUGUAACUUUAAGGAUAUUUCUAUAACUUCUCAUUAUGUUAAGGGUGAUCAGCCGACUGUUAAAGUUCUUGAAUGUUUAACCAAUAUUUCAGGACUCUAUGGAGAACAAAUAAUAAUAUUUCAAUACAUUCCAUAUAUGACUGAGUUAGUUCUAUUAUGUAAAAAACGAAUUACUGUGAAUUUGGAAGGAGGAUUAAUAUCAUGUGUGACUUUGCUAAAAAAUAUUAUUCCUUAUAUCACUGACAGUAUGUUGAUGAAUCAACUGCAAGACGUAAUAUUGAAAAGCAUAAUCAAUCCUAUCAUAAGAUUACUUAAUUCCACAAAUCACGUGUUUCCUAGUGGGAGUACGGCAAGAAAUACUUUGGCUAGAAAGUAUUUAGACGUCAUUUAUAUACUGGCGAUAAGAAUAGGGGUCGAUAUGACAAAGAAAUACUUGUUAGUACCUUCAUUACAGAGAUUCUUUCUAAUAUUUGAUAAGGUAUUUACCAAUUCUAGCGAAGAAGGCAAGGUAUCUUCUACAGUGGCAGAUCAAGAAUCAGUCGUAGAAGACACAAAUAUCGAAGAUGACACUAAAAAUAAAUUACAAACGAAUACGUUAGAAUCUCACGAGAAUAUGCAACUUCCUGAAGAAAGUGUGGAAAACAAAGCUUUAAUCGAACUACAAGAAGUAUUUACUAGAGAAUUGGCUCAUACGGCCUACCUUCCGUUCGUCCGAUUGUUGGGUUUGAGUUGUUUACAGACGGCUCUAAAUAAUUACGAUAAAAUCUGCAAACUUUGUCAGGAAUACGAAGAAGAAACUAAAGAUUCCAAUACUAAACCAGUUUCGGCUUUAAAAUUGUCAGAUUUCAGUCCUAGUACGCCAGUGUCAAGCUCGUCUAGUAUUGGUACUAAUAUAGCUGUAAUUGGAAAUAGAAUCGAAAUACAGUCAGAAAACGUGGAUUGUAUAAAUAUGGAUUUAUUAAGUUUAGUUAGUAAUAGAAUAGAAUACUCAAACAGACAUUUGCGAGGCAACUGGCUAGCUUACUGGGAACACGAAAUAGGUCGAUCUGAAAAAGACAUUCAGUUGAAUUUUAAGCAAAUCAAGCUCCAGACUUUCGUCGGUCAUACGCAAAGUGUGAAAUGUUUGCACGUUCUUGAUAAUGAAAAUAGUUUCAUGUCUGGGAGUCGAGAUAAGACAGUUAAGUUAUGGUCGUUGCGUAGUCAAGGUGAUGGCUUCAGUACCUCCAACUGCCAGUGGACGUACAGUGCCCAUAAGAAGUCAAUUUUGUCGAUAACGUUUUUAGAAAGUUUAAGGCUAGUCGCAUCUUGUGAUAGUAUUGUUCAUAUUUGGGAUCCAUUUAUGGGCGCCAACGUAGGCAGUUUAGAAUCUCCAAAAUUUGCUCCUGUGAAUACUCUGAAGAGCAUGCCAGCGCCAUCUACCUUAGUAUUUGCUGCUACUACAGAUGGCACAAUCAAAAUUCUCGAUACUAGAAUACUGAAUUACAUGCAAGAACUAAAGAUAAGUAAUAAUCCCACAAGCUUAAUACGAUGCUUAGCUGUAGCUCCAUCUGGUAACUGGGUAGCCGCUGGACAAUCUUCAGGAAAUAUCACCAUUUUAGAUACGAGAACUGGUUUCAUCAUUGCCAACUGGCGAGCUCACGAAAGCGAAGUCUUACAGCUACAAGUUUAUGAUAAAGAGACUUUGGUGUCGAGUAGCCUGGAUCAAACUACAAGUGUAUGGAAUGUACUAGAUGGGCGGUUGAAAUUUCAUAUGAGGGGAACUACGGAGCCAGUACAUUGCCUAAGCAUCCACAAUAACGAGUUGAUUUCCGGGACCACCGGAAAUCGUAUCGGAGUGCACACUUCAAUCACUUUUGAAGCGUCGUUUUCAAACAAUAAACUAAGAGGUGACUCGUUCAGAGGACUUCUCACCUCCAUGGACUACUUGCCUCUGAAUCGAUUACUUCUCUUAGGAGCUGAUACGGGAAAUAUUAAUUUAUUGUGUUGAAAAUUAGGAAAUGGGUUAUUUAUAUUUAAAGAAUAUAGGUAUGUUAAUAAGAGUAUUUUAAAUAAAUAAUUUUUAAAU